AUGGUGGUCAUACAGGGGCAUUCGUUGCGCAAGAAGAAUCGACGAGUUUCAGGAACGACAGUGACAGCUACGCAGGAUUCGCACCCAAUGCAAACGCGGUCUCAGUCGCCUUUGGCCACAUCCGAGCCCGAAGAAGCGGAAGCGCAGAACCCACCCGCAUCCAUUGAAACCCGCGACGUUGAGCAGGAAGACGAGGGUGAGACUGAGAAGCAACCGGCGGAAGAAGCGAAGGAACCUCCGAAGCGCUCACCACCCGGGAAGGGCAAGGCGAAAGCAAAAGUGCAGUACGACAGCAACGAUGACAGCACGGACAGCGAGAACGGGCAUCGGCACCGCUACGUACCGCGCAAGAGAUCGCCACAGUUGCAGCAGUAUACGGACAGCCAAUCCGGUGGAUCGCACGGACGGAAGUCGACGGCGUCCUUGGGGUCUUUGGCACUAGGUACCGAUACAGCAGCACCAGCGACGAGAACUGAGAUGGCAGCAUUGGCUACGACAAUACAGCAGUUGGCUGCCAUCGUUACCACAAUGCAAAAGGAGCAGCAACGGAGCCGAGAAGCCACCGAAGUGACGGAAAGACGACGGGGGCGAACAUCGAAGAUGGGGUGCGUGAUCCGGGACUUCGGCAACAACGACGAAGCCGAGCUCCACCAACACCUACUGGCGCGUUUAUUGACGACGCGCUGUCUAAUGAGGAAGCUGAUGGCCGGAGGCGUGAACGCGGAGUGCAACGACGAGUGA
Molecule: messenger RNA, 741 nt
Organism: Phytophthora nicotianae INRA-310
Lineage: Eukaryota; Oomycota; Peronosporomycetes; Peronosporales; Peronosporaceae
Exons: 2
Coding region: 1-741 (246 amino acids)
Source: RefSeq, a predicted model, not a curated record